GCCCAGAGUCGAUGGCCAAUUCGAUGGGUGGUGGGUGCUCAGUGCGAAGCAGUCUGCCGGCGAACGCGUAUCGCCCACAAUACCCAGCUCUAAAGAAUCACCGGGCUCCAGAGUACCAUCGCUCCGAAGCGUGUGUUGUCUUAUCGAGUAGCCAAUUGGUUGGCAGCGAUCACAGGAGGUUGCACAACCCCAACGGAAUCCGCAAAUACAUCCCAUCCACCUGGAGUGCUAAAUAAUAAAUACAAUACAAGAUGGCCGGGACGGCAUUCGGCAAGUGCUUUAUUCUCUUCAUGGCGAUUGUCAUACUCGCCCAGGGAGUCAUAUAUCUUGGCCUGUCCCUGUGGGGAAUCACAUUCCGGGAGUGCCAUGAUGCGUCGCCAUUCGAAUCCAACCCGUUCAAGUUUGCCAUGGAGCUGAUUUACUUUUCGGAAAAGGAGUGCGGUGAUCCCUCGCUCAUUGUAAGUGAUCAGGUCCUUGUUCUGACAAUGGAUUGGGAUAAAUCCUAUGAAAUCACCCAUCGAGAGUACAUCUUUAUGAUCAGCUAUGCGGUCGUCAGUGGACUUUGGAUAGCGUCAUCGGUUCUGAUCAUUCUUACUUUGUGCAGUCGCACAACAAAACUGAUAUCUGGAGCACUCUACUGGCCUUGGUUUUUGGCCGUGCUAGCCGGGAGCAUCCUGGAUGUGGUGGCUAGUGUGUAUCAUGGACUUGAUUUGAGCCAUACAACGUCACUGGAUGAUGCAUUUAACUACAUAGGAGUCGUGGACAAUUCGGAGAGCCCGUUCUGGAUCCUCCUGCAAAACUUGGGAGUGUACUUCUCGACGCCGGCCAUCGUAAUGCUCUGCCUGACCUCCCGCGUGGCCAUCGUCUGGCUCUUGAACAUCAUCGGCGUCUCUUUCUGCCUGUCCCUUUCCAGCGUGAUGGCCAACCAAAAUGCGGCGAAGGCGGCCGUGAGCCGGAGUGAGGCUCCCACCCGCCAGCCAACUCCUCAGCCGGCAGUGGUACAGCCCGCUUUGGUGGCAACUGCUGUGCUGCCGGCGCAGCAGCCGUCUGCCCCCUUGGAAAGCCCAGAGUAUCCUGAGCAAAUCCGUCCCAAACCACUUCCCAUUUUCAUACCGUCCGAACAGGGCAUCCAGCGUCAGGACUCGCGUCAGUUUACGCCCGGAGAUCGCACCACCCUGCAGUCGCCAGUGAUGGUGUUGCCUCCCCAGGUGCCACCGCAGCAAAGGGAGGUGGUCUCGCCGCAGCCGGACAUCAACACCUACCGCACCACUGAGGCUCAUCCGGACCGUUUGAACUAUCCGCCCGCGGAGACCCCUUCACCGCGAGCUCCCUCGCCUGCUGUCCAGCAGCUGGCCGUUACCUCGCCGCUGAAUAAUCGCUACAGCGAAAUCUACCCAGCUCCGCCAGCCAAUCCACGGGUCAGCGAGGAGUUGCGCAACCAGAUGCCCUGGUCCUAUACCAGCAUGAUCACCAAGCCACCACCACCGCCUCGAAAGCCCCAGCUGCAGGUUCAGAUCUAUCCCCAGAUCCCGGAGCCCGAUUACGCGGACCACGACCACUAGAAAGGAAUAGCGUUGGGGACGAGCAGCUCGAAGCUGAUUGCGGGUUAAUCAGCCAGGAUGCGCGGUUCUGAUGAGUUUUGUGUUAUUGUUAACUUUAUUGCAUAAAGCUAAAGCUGAUGGCCAA
Molecule: messenger RNA, 1686 nt
Organism: Drosophila ananassae
Lineage: Eukaryota; Metazoa; Arthropoda; Insecta; Diptera; Drosophilidae
Exons: 6
Coding region: 252-1562 (436 amino acids)
Source: RefSeq, a predicted model, not a curated record